Molecule: messenger RNA, 885 nt
Organism: Musca domestica (house fly)
Lineage: Eukaryota; Metazoa; Arthropoda; Insecta; Diptera; Muscidae
Exons: 3
Coding region: 208-792 (194 amino acids)
Source: RefSeq, a predicted model, not a curated record
ACAUAAUUUCCAAAACCAACAAAAAAAAAAAAUGAAAAACAUUUGAAAUAAUUUUGAAAAAUUAAAAAACAAUUUAGAAAAACAUAUUUACGACCCUUGGCCAGCAGAACGAUUUUCCAAAUAUUAUUAAGAAAAAACGAGAGAUCACAUCAACAUUGAAAACAAUUCAAUAACUCUUUGGAGGAUAUUUAAAAUCGAAAAUAAAAAAUGAAUUUAAAUUUCAAUUUUCAAAUGAUUUUCCUUUUUCUGGUGUUAAUAUGGCUUGAGUUUGGACUGGCUGUGCGCGACUUUGAUAUUUUAUUCAACUACUCCAACUGCACAACAAUGAGCCAUGAAUAUGUCAAAGAUUUUGGGUGUCCCCUGUUAGCGGAACCACGAAAUCGUGGAAAUUAUUUGACCGCCUAUAUGACCCUGAGCAAGGAUGUGCACAAAAUGCUGCUCGAAUUUCGCAUACAAGUUCUAACAACAACAAAUGCAACGGGAUUUGCCACGGAUCUGCUGAAGUUUCGCAUCGAUGGUUGUCAUGUGGAUAAUUAUAAGGUACCUAAUCCCAUUGUCGAAUCGAUGUUGAAGAAAUUUCGGUCAAGUGGUAACUUUAAUGGGUGUCCUCUGAAAGCUAACUUCAACUACACCAUCAAAUACUUUGCCCUAAAUCCCGAUUACUUUCCCCCAAUUACCCCUGAGAUGACAUUUUCCGCCAUCAUGAAUAUGUAUUCGGAGAAGGUACAUUUCAUUUCAGGCAAAGUGGAGGCAAGGGUUGUCAAGAAGAAAAGGAAGUCUUUUAAGUUUUGAAAAAGGGGGAGGAUACAGAAAAUAAUUAAAUAAUAAAUGGGGAAAUAUAUAUAAAUAAAUGUACGAAUGUAUGUGUGUAUAGAGAAAAAGUAA